Molecule: messenger RNA, 420 nt
Organism: Ustilago hordei
Lineage: Eukaryota; Fungi; Basidiomycota; Ustilaginomycetes; Ustilaginales; Ustilaginaceae
Product: putative COF1 - cofilin, actin binding and severing protein
Exons: 2
Coding region: 1-420 (139 amino acids)
Biological process (GO): actin filament severing; cell motility; actin filament depolymerization
Cellular component (GO): cytoplasm; actin cytoskeleton; actin cortical patch
Molecular function (GO): actin filament binding
Source: RefSeq, a predicted model, not a curated record
AUGUCUUCCGGUGUCGCAGUCUCUCAAGAGUGCCUGGCUCAAUUCCAGGAGCUCAAGCUUGGCAAGAAGAUCAAGUACAUCAUCUACACUCUCAACCAGAACAACACCGAGAUCGUCGUCGCAAAGGCCUCCACCUCUUCCUCGUACGACGACUUCAUUGCCGAGCUUCCACCUGCCGAGUGCCGUUACGCCAUCUACGAUUUCGAGUACGAGAAGGGUGACGAGGGCAAGAGGAACAAGAUCUGCUUCUUCACCUGGUCGCCCGAUGAUGCCAAGAUCAAGCAAAAAAUGGUCUUCGCCUCAUCAAAAGAUGCUCUCAGAAAGGCGCUCGUCGGCAUCUCUUCCGAGAUCCAGGGUACCGACUUUUCCGAAGUCAGCUACGAGACUGUCCUGGAAAAAGUCAGCCGAUCCACCUUCUAG